Messenger RNA from Alnus glutinosa, 1259 nucleotides. RefSeq names its product alkaline ceramidase-like. Gene Ontology annotation, biological process: ceramide metabolic process; defense response to other organism; autophagy. The record is from RefSeq and is a predicted model, not a curated record. Gene Ontology annotation, cellular component: membrane. Gene Ontology annotation, molecular function: hydrolase activity, acting on carbon-nitrogen (but not peptide) bonds, in linear amides. Bases 315 to 1079 code for a protein of 254 amino acids. The transcript has 3 exons. NCBI's taxonomy places the organism in Eukaryota, Viridiplantae, Streptophyta, Magnoliopsida, Fagales, Betulaceae.
CCAAAGCCUGCCUCCACGUCACGCGAACUCCACACGUGCCACGUCAUAAAUGUUCCCUCACGCGCCCAUCUCUUCAGCCCUUAGCUUAGGAGCUAUUCCCCCAUCCUCACGCGCAUCCCCUUCAGUAGCACACAGCCACAGGGCGAGAGAGAGAGAGAGAGAGAGCAAAGCAAUUGUGAAGGGCUGUACAAGAUGUUUGCAGCAUAGAUCUGAAGUGGGGAAGGGCAUGGAUUGCAGGUUUUGUGGAUUCUGCAACAUCCUAGUAAAAGGUGCCCCAAGUAUAUAUCUUUCACUUUGGGCAUAUUGACUUGAUAAUGGCAGAUGGAUUAUCGAGCUUCUGGGGUCCUGUCACAUCUCCCGAGUGGUGUGAGAAAAAUUAUGUCUACUCAUCUUAUAUUGCAGAGUUUUACAACACCAUAUCAAACAUCCCAUGCAUCCUUCUGGCAAUCAUUGGCCUUAUAAAUGCCUUGAAACAACGGUUUGAAAAGAGGUUUAGUGUCCUUCACUUAUCUAAUAUGGCACUUGCCAUUGGGAGCAUGCUAUACCAUGCUACAUUGCAGCGUGUGCAACAGCAAGGCGAUGAAACGCCGAUGGUAUGGGAGAUGCUCCUGUACAUCUACAUCCUUUACUCUCCAGAUUGGCACUAUCGAAGCACAAUGCCCACCUUUUUGUUUCUUUAUGGGGCUGCAUUUGCUGUCGUCCAUGCACUGGUUCGUUUUGGAGUCGGUUUUAAGGUACAUUACGCGAUACUGUGUCUUCUCUGCAUCCCUCGGAUGUACAAGUACUACAUCCACACGCAGGAUAUGUGUGCGAAGCGACUUGCAAAGUUAUACUUGGCUACCCUAUUCCUUGGGACUCUUUGUUGGCUUUUUGAUCGGCUGUUGUGUGAGAACAUUGCUGGAUGGUACCUUAACCCACAGGGUCAUGCUUUUUGGCACGUCUUUAUGGGCUUCAAUUCUUAUUUUGCAAACACAUUCUUGAUGUUCUGCCGUGCUCAGCAGCUGGGGUGGAAUCCGAAAGUAGUUCAUUUCAUGGGACUUUGCCCCUACGUGAAGAUCCAAAAGCCAAAGACCCAAUAAAUGAAGUUGCCCUGUGCAAGAAAAUGGAUUAAUCUCUCUCUGGUUUUAAGAUAGGUGUAUGGUUUUUAGUAGGUCAGCAAUAUCAAUCACAAUUCUUUUCUUCCCGUUUUCCUUAAUGGAUGUAAAUGAUUCUUGCUACUGACGUGCCUGAUUGGUUUAUGGUUAAUCUUAAAUUGCCAA